This is a messenger RNA of Clupea harengus (Atlantic herring), 1428 nucleotides long. RefSeq names its product collagen alpha-3(IV) chain-like (gene col4a3). The transcript is spliced from 11 exons. NCBI's taxonomy places the organism in Eukaryota, Metazoa, Chordata, Actinopteri, Clupeiformes, Clupeidae. Gene Ontology annotation, molecular function: extracellular matrix structural constituent conferring tensile strength. Gene Ontology annotation, cellular component: collagen trimer. Bases 1 to 1374 code for a protein of 457 amino acids. The record is from RefSeq and is a predicted model, not a curated record. Gene Ontology annotation, biological process: extracellular matrix organization.
AUGGGUCCCCCAGGACAAGGAGGACCCCCUGGGUCUCCGGGUCUUCCUGGCUCUCCUGGCCGCUGUGUGGAUGGCCCCAAAGGAGACAGGGGACCCUGCGGACCCCCUGGAUCUGCAGGACCCAAGGGCUUACAGGGCCCCCGAGGGCCCACAGGAGAGGGGCUCAAAGGAGACAGGGGGGAAAAGGGUAUCCCAGGAGCACCCGGUGUUCGUGGGUAUAAAGGAGACACCGGACUGAAAGGCUUACCAGGGUCAGGAGGUCAACCAGGGUUUCCUGGAGAGAAAGGUGACAUGGGACGAGAUGGUGAUCUAGGACCCACCGGUCAGAAAGGGGGCUCUGGACUUCCAGGAACACCAGGAUGUGCCGGAAGAAAAGGACAACCUGGAACUAAAGGAGCUAAAGGACUAGAUGUGCUGGAACUAGUGAAGCUGGUACCAGGAGACCCGGGUCCACCUGGAUGCACAGGGCCAAGGGGAGAACCAGGGAGCGUUGGACCACCAGGACCACCUGGACCACCAGGAGUUCUAGGCACUAAAGGCUAUCAAGGUAGAGCAGGAUUCAAAGGUCUGCCUGGAUAUCCUGGAGAGACUGGAGACAGAGGGUUACCAGGCAGGCAAGGGCCUGCAGGCUAUUCUGGCCCUAAGGGUCAGAAGGGCCCGAAGGGGAUUCGUGGCCCAGUGAAACAUGGUGUGACUGGAGACGGCUUCCUGUUCACCCACCACAGUCAGAAGGAUUCGAGUCCAUACUGCCCCGCCGGAACCACGCAGCUUUAUACUGGCUACUCCCUGCUCUUCAUCAACGGCAACAACAGAGGGCAUGGACAAGAUCUAGGCACGCUGGGCAGCUGUCUGAUGCGCUUCUCCAGCAUGCCGUUCCUUUUCUGCAACACGGAUAACACGUGUCGCUACGCUUCCCGAAAUGACUACUCCUACUGGCUGUCCACUGACCAUGCAAUGCCCAGCGACAUGGCCCUCAUCUCUGGCCCGGCGCUAGAGAAAUAUGUCAGCAGGUGUGUUGUAUGUGAGGCAAAGGCGAACAUCAUCGCUGUGCACAGUCAGACGAGCCUGGUCCCAGACUGUCCUUCAGACUGGGUGUCCCUGUGGCAGGGAUACUCCUUUGUCAUGCAACUGGGUGCUGGUGCUGAGGGCUCAGGUCAGCCUCUGGCGUCUCCUGGCUCGUGUCUGGAGCACUUCCACAGGAUUCCCUUCAUCGAGUGCCACGGUCGGGGCACGUGUAACUACUACACCGACUCCUACAGCUACUGGCUGGCCUCUCUAGACCCAAACAACAUGUUUAGUAAACCAACUCCACAGACGGUGAAGGACACCCCUGGCAACCUCAUCAGCCGCUGUAGAGUCUGCAUGAAGAACUAGUCCAGGGGUCAGAGGGCAGAGGUCACUGCCCACUGCAACAGACUUACACACAUA